Amphiprion ocellaris (clown anemonefish) is the source of this 1591-nucleotide messenger RNA. It is a transcript of the gene lrrc23, whose product is annotated as leucine rich repeat containing 23. Gene Ontology annotation, molecular function: protein binding. The coding region runs from base 476 to 1441 and encodes 321 amino acids. Lineage: Eukaryota; Metazoa; Chordata; Actinopteri; Pomacentridae. The record is from RefSeq and is a predicted model, not a curated record. The transcript is spliced from 8 exons.
UCUUGACCUGCAGAAAGUGUAUAGCUGUUGCAAAGCUCGUUAGUUUGUUCCUGGAAUUUAUUUUGACACAGCGGUGCUCGUGUUGCGGCUUACGUGUUUCCAUGGUAACGGCAACAAACCUGUGGAGCGGUCGGACCUUAGUGGCAGUUAGGUUUAUUUUAAUCAAAUAAUUAACGCUAGCCUCCUGUUACUAAUACUACUAGGGAAAAUUAACGGUCCUUGUUAAACUUGGGUAUGUUUGAAUGCACAGAUAAUGAUUUUUAAAAAGUUAUAUCGCUCAACGCAACAGCUACACGUUAGCUAGCUACAGCUACUUGGCAGCCUACAGUUACUACUUAGUGUUAGCUAGACGAGUAAUUUGUUCUAUUUUAAAAAGACAGCAUUUCAAAUAGUAGCCUGUCUGGUACCAACUGUUGGUUCACUUUUUGGCAAACCUGUACUAUCUACGACCACAGUGUAAGAAUAACUGACUACAAUGUCUGACAUGGAUGAAGAUGGAGUGUUAACGGAUGCGGAGGGAGAGGAGGAAACCCAAGCAAAAGAAGCCAGCGGGGACGAGAAGGUGCAAGUUUCCCAUUUGACUGAAGAAACCAUACGUCAGGGGCUUUCGUUACUGUGCCGGACAGGAUGUGGACUUGAACACACAUUUAUCAAACUGGUCCUUAAAGACAAAGGACUGAAUGAUAUUGCUGCAGUCAGCAGUUAUAAUCACAUACGUUUUCUGGAUGUAUCCAACAACCACCUGACUGAUCUUUCUCCUCUGGCAUCUCUGACCCACCUACUUUGGCUGAAGGUUGACAACAAUGCUGUGGCAUCCUUCAAUGGGCAGCCUUUUGCACAGCUGCCCUUCCUGCAGUUGUUGAGUAUGGCAGGGAACCAGCUAACAGACAUAGAUGGCCUAGCUGCACCUAGCUUAGAGCGCCUCAAUCUCACAGGAAAUGGCUUUCAGAGAAUGAAUGGUUUUCAAGGUGACUGUUUUGCAAAUCUGGCGAUUCUAGAGCUGAGGGGAAAUCAGUUGGAUACCACUGACGGCAUCGACCUUCCAAACCUGGAGCGAUUAUAUCUAGCCCAAAAUGUUAUCAAACGCCUCGAGGGUUUGGAGAAGUUAGAGCGCCUCACCGUCCUUCACCUUCGAGACAACCAGCUAGAUUCUGUGAAAGGACUCAGUGCUGGCAUGAAGUGUCUCCAGUACCUUAAUGUCAGAGGCAAUGCAAUUGCAGAUGAGAACGCCUUACAGUCCCUUAGCCUUGUGUCAACAACCCUGCAAGCUUUGGUCCUUUCUGAGAACCCACUAGUGGAAUCAUCAGACUACCGAGUAAGCGUUCUGACGUUCUUGCCAGAGCUGGAACAACUUGACAAAGACCCUGUCACCCCUGAGGAGAGGGCUCAAGCCUGGGAAAGAAUCAAGGAACUUAAAGAAGAGGAAAUACCUGAGCCAUAAGAUUUGCAAUGAUGACCAAAAUGGGGAAGUAUCGGACAGACUUGACUUUCCUGAUUGUGCUUUUGUAUAAGAAACGUAUUGUAGGCCUAUAUCUGGAUUGUAUGAUUAAUCAACUUUGCACAUUAAAGUUGCUUGUGUCAUGCUCUCACA